Messenger RNA from Porites lobata, 1448 nucleotides. Lineage: Eukaryota; Metazoa; Cnidaria; Anthozoa; Scleractinia; Poritidae. The record is from the annotation of a GenBank genome assembly.
AUGGACAUACAAAAAAAAAGAGCUGAUAUGAAGCGAUCCUGCUCAGACUACUUUCUCAGAGGUCAUCAAGUUUCCAGGAAAACAUUUUUGUUUCUUCACUGCAUAUCGAAAAAAAGAGACUUUUCAACCUGAAAUGUCACUUAAAUAAUGGUUGUCCCCGAUGUCCACGGAAAAACAAAAUCCUUGCCACACAACAGAACUCUGCACUCUUCUCUGCAACAUGUUGUCAGCUUCAUAGAAAAUUACUCUCAAAGAGAAGGCCUGACAUUGCCAGGUAGAGUUAUGGGCUACAAGAGCUUUCGGAUCAAGCUUCUUCCAAUCUCCACCACAAAAGCAGAGUUAUGGAGAUCUCCUAAAGAAGCCACUGGAGCGGAGGAUAGACAGUUCUUGAAUACACCAAAUUUGUCCAAACAUGGAACCAAUUUCUUACACUCGUCAAAAUAAUGCAGCCAUCCACUGAUCUUUGCCAUACCUGACAGGAUAAUACAGGGAAAAUAUCGGGGCAUGCUAAAACUUCAGAAGAGGACAAAAUUGCAGCCGUAGAUGGUCAUUCAGAUCACCUAAAGAAAGCAAAACACAAACGAAAUAUCUAUAAUUAAGCAGUUGAUGACAGCAAAGAUUUUCUCAUGGGCCCUUCAAUGGUUUCACUUCUCUCCCCCAGUGGAUCUUGCUGUUUGCAAGAACCAUGCUUUAUACCCAUGAUUACACCCUGCAAGGGUACUACCUGACCAAUCCUCAACAACUGGGUCCCAUUUACUUCAAAACACCAAAUAAAUGUGGUAUAUUUGGCAUUUGCUGUGAAUCGAUACCAUGGCAGAUUAAAUAUUUCAUUGAUGAAUCAGUUGCGACUGGAAAAGGAGCAAAUUCUACGAUCAGCUACGUUCAUGAUUUGCUUGAAAAGCAUGGAGCCCGAAAAACAAAUGUCCACAUCCAUGCAGACAAUUGUGGUAGCCAGAACAAAAAUAACUGUCACUGGUAUUGGUGCUGGCAUGUAAUUCAUGGUAUUCUUUCCUCCUCGCCAAAUUUAUCCCGGACUGGUGCUUUGGCCUCUUGAAGCAAAAGUUAUGAAGAACAUUCACAUCUGCUUUGUUUGACAUCCUUGAGGCCAACAACAAGUCAAACCUAAGUGGCAUGAAUUGUGGUAAGCUGGUUGGUCUACAUCAUGCAACUGUACUUGUCAAAACACAUGUUUUGGCCAGCUUUCUUUCUCCCUAUUUCAAAAAAUUAACAGGGAUCAGCAAACUUCAUCACUUUAGUUUGACCAAAAAUGAUGCCGUGAAAGUGUUUUACAAGGAAUAAGAAGAUUCACCAAAGAAAGAAUUAUUUCAGUGGUUGAAAGAUGUUAGCAAAUUACCCCUCGUGUUCUUCUUCCACAGGUCUUACCCAGUGGUCUUGAUGAAGAGCAGAGAGGAUAUCUCCAACAAGAAAAUAUGAGAGUAUUGUCAACC